AUGUACGCCCAAACUGCUGAAAAACUUUUUCAGUGUUCAUCCUGUGAGAAGGCGUGCAUUAAAAAUAUGCACUUCCUGGAGCACAUGCGCAUCCACACCGAUGAAAAAACUUUUCAGGGUUCUAUUUGUAAGAAGACGUUUACUGUAAAGGAGCACUUGCUGGAGCAUAUGCGCACCGACACUGGUGAAAAUGUGGCGCUUCUAGUCUUCCUGUACGUAUCAUGCGACGGAUAUCCUCAAGGUAAACCUGACGGCGUUGGCAAAGGCAAACCUGACGGUGUCGGCAAACCCGACGGCGUU
This is a messenger RNA of Gryllus bimaculatus (two-spotted cricket), 300 nucleotides long. Lineage: Eukaryota; Metazoa; Arthropoda; Insecta; Orthoptera; Gryllidae. The record is from the annotation of a GenBank genome assembly.